Molecule: messenger RNA, 851 nt
Organism: Magnolia sinica
Lineage: Eukaryota; Viridiplantae; Streptophyta; Magnoliopsida; Magnoliales; Magnoliaceae
Exons: 4
Coding region: 68-574 (168 amino acids)
Source: RefSeq, a predicted model, not a curated record
AGCCAUUCUCGUUCCCUUCUAUAUCUAAAUCCUUCCUUUUUGCCUAACACAUCCCCUCUCUCUCGCCAUGGGUAUGGCCAUGAGUAACGUAAAUAAAGGGACGCCUUCUGCGCAACCAUUAUCGAUGAAGGCCUUAACAGAUAAACUCAAGGAGAUAUUUGCUCAUGGUAACUUCAAAAGCUUUGAAGAGUUCCACGUUAGUGUUCUUGAAAUCAUUGCCAAUUACAACUCAAGCAUGCCCGGCAUACCUUAUGAUGCACCAAAUCUCCAAGCUGUAAAGGAAUGCUUUAGUAAGUGGAAAAAGGCCAGUAAAGAGGAGAAGAUGAAGGUGAUUGAAGACUUACUUCCAAUGACCAAUCCAUACAGAACUGCCACCAUCGUCACUGGCAUUGUGGCACCUAUGGCCGCUAUGAUCGUGAAGAGGACCGCCGAAAACGUCCCUAUACUCGACAUGAUUAAAAUGGUCCCUGACGCUGUCUUUGUGCCAUUCGCAACCGUGGUCGCGCUUACAUCGAUCAGAUUCUUCCCGAAGAAUGCUCUCCAGAAACAUAAAAUCAAGUAUAGAAAAGCAUAAAACCAGAUGAAUAGCACCUAAUGAUCAGUAGCCAUGAAUGUGGUCCCUUGUGAUAUUCUACAUUACGUUGGUGCUCCAUGCACUUAAUAAUGAGUUGGAUGUGCAACAUAUAUGUAACUACAUUGUAUUUAUUUCUUUAUGUUUGUGUCUAUAGAAUUCUCCACAUUUAUGGGUAGCAGUUGGGGAGAGCAAUGAGCCAGGCCUCGCGGUCUGGUCUGGGCUGGACUAAGCCAAAGCCAAUGAUGAAAAGCCUAGUGUGGUCCGUUACCUUGGUAUA